Molecule: messenger RNA, 2339 nt
Organism: Coffea eugenioides
Lineage: Eukaryota; Viridiplantae; Streptophyta; Magnoliopsida; Gentianales; Rubiaceae
Product: glycosyltransferase family 92 protein RCOM_0530710
Exons: 1
Coding region: 254-2119 (621 amino acids)
Source: RefSeq, a predicted model, not a curated record
GCGUUCCUCGGAGAAUGAAUAAAGCAAUCUUCAAUUCUAUUGAGAAUCAUCCAAACACGUCCUCUCCGACAAUUACCGGAUUACCAGCUGAGCAGAACUGAGCAUCAGAACCUCAAAAGGCCAGAGGACCUCUGUCGGCGUCCCAUCCCACGUUAGAUCUACUCCAACACAAAACUUCAACUUAACCCAGAGAAACUCUUUCUUGAAUUGAAUGCAUCCUAGCUCAAUAUAACGGAUUUUUUCCAGACAAGUUAUGGAUUCUUCAGACCAAAGGAGGAAGAGAAAACGGCUACUUAGAACAUCUGCAGCAUCGCAAACUUCAUAUCUAUUAGUUCUACCUUCUCAUUUAUUUUCAGUAAGAUCUCUUCUUCUUUGUUUCACCUUCUUCACCUUUCUUUGCCUCUUAUCCUACACGGCAAAGAUUCAUUCUUCAGUUUUUAGGCCAGUUUUGGUAGUUUCUAGCUUAUCUUUAUUGUCUUCUAGUAGUGAUUCCGUUCAACAUUUUGAUAAGUUGAUAUCGUUGCCAUUUAAGAUAGAGGAUCGGGUUUUGUUGCCUGAUCAUAUACUUUUGUUGGUAAAGAAUAAUGGGACAGUGAAGAGAAAUCAAGAAUUGGAUUGUGUUUACUGGAGAAGCAUAGUUUCUGAAGGUAGGAACAUCGAUGGUCUGGAGGCAAGGCAGAGUCUUGUUGCCAAGCUGAAUGUUUUGUCCGUUGAUGAAUAUGACGAAUUUAGAUUGAUUGUCAGAUGUCCAAUUCCGCCUGUCAAUUACUCUGCUGUGGUAAAUUUACAAAGGCGCUGGAGAAAUGGGAUUGAGAAUUUAGGGGAUGAAAAUGGCUUACGGGGGAUUAGUAAUCAGUCAGUUCAUAAAUGGGAACGUGUGGCCUAUACUGCUACUUUGGAUGGGGACACUGCUGUGGUGUUUGUAAAAGGUUUGAAUCUUAGGCAACAACGAGAAUCGGAUCCGAGGCAGUUCAGCUGCCAUUUUGGGUUGGGGAACUGGGAGGCGGAUGGAAAAUUUAUGCUCACGACAAAAGCUGUUACGGCUGCUCAAGAGGUUGUGAGGUGUUUGUUGCCGCGGAGUAUCAAGAAGGCCCCUGAAAAGGCUCAGGGAAUUAGGGUGACAAUUGGAGUGACACCCCAUGUUCGUGCCAGAGCUCAUGAGCAUGUGGUUUUUCCUUCUGUGGCUAAGAUUUUUAGUCCGAAGUCUAUCGAGGGUGGGGUUGGUGGUCGGGGAAAGUAUGAGCUCUGUGUGUGUACAAUGGUGUGGAAUCAGGGCUCUGCUUUGCGUGAAUGGAUUAUGUAUCAUGCUUGGCUGGGAGUUGAGAGGUGGUUCAUUUAUGAUAACAAUAGUGACGAUAACAUCAAACAGGUAAUUGGGGAGCUCGAGCGAGAGAACUACAAUGUCACCAGGCAUGUGUGGCCUUGGGUUAAGACUCAGGAAGCUGGUUUCUCUCAUUGUGCUCUUAGAGCAAAGGAUGAAUGCAAUUGGGUUUCGUUCAUGGAUGUUGACGAGUUUUUCUAUUUUCCCUAUUCAACACCAAGGCAUCAGACAUUCAGGGAAGUGGGCUAUGCUGGUCAGAAUUCACUACGGACUCUGGUGGCAAAUGUUUCAUCAUCCCCAAGAAUUGCAGAGAUAAGAACUACUUGCCAUAGUUUUGGGCCAUCAGGAUUGAGUAAACAGCCUCCUCAGGGAGUUAUGGCAGGAUACACUUGCCGACUUCAGAGUCCUGAGCGACACAAAUCAAUUAUUCGCCCCAAGGCCCUUGACGCUACCCUUCUGAAUGUGGUGCAUCACUUCCACUUAAGAAAUGGAUUCAAGUACCUAAAUUUGCCUCAGAGCACAGCUGUGAUAAAUCAUUACAAAUACCAGGUGUGGGAUGUUUUCAAAGCAAAAUUUUACAGAAGAGUUGCAACCUAUGUUGCUGAUUGGCAAGAAAACCACAAUGAAGGGUCUAGGGAUAGAGCUCCUGGCUUGGGAACCGAGGCCAUCGAACCUCCCAAUUGGCCACAACAGUUUUGUGAGGUUUGGGACACUGGCCUACGAGAUUUUGUUUUGGCCAACUUGGUUGAUACCUCAAAUGGUCUGUUGCCCUGGGAAACAUCUUCUUUAGACCAAUGAAGUUGGUAAUGGUUCCACGCUUGUAGAACAGAGAAUUAAUUAUACACACCCAAUUCUUUCCCUACAUUGUUUUAUGGUAUGUUGUAGUUUUUCUUUGUAGACACUCAAUGAAAAGGCACCAGUUAGAUUAGGAGAUUUUCUUGGAAAUUAUACAUUCAACAUUAAAGUAACCCUUCUAUUUUCUCAGUGAUUGAUAUAUUAUUUGAUUCCUUUCUUCUCA